Molecule: messenger RNA, 3054 nt
Organism: Porites lobata
Lineage: Eukaryota; Metazoa; Cnidaria; Anthozoa; Scleractinia; Poritidae
Source: the annotation of a GenBank genome assembly
AUGGAGAAGGUCAGGUAUUACAAUGAGUUGUUAUACAAUGGGUUCUGGUGCUUUGAGAUGAUGACUGAAAGGAACUUGUCUGAAGCUGUUUGUGGGAUAUGUGGUGUAAUUGGAGAGGUGUAUUUGGGUGACGGAAAUGAAAAGAAUUGCUGUAGUAAUUCAAAGGUAGAGUGUACACAUGUGUUCAGAUAUAUUUACGUGUAAUAUUAUUUGUAUGGCUAGGAACUUGUUUUAAGCUUUAAUAAAGUAUAUCAACAUUUUGGAUUUUCACACAAAUGCGUAAAAUCACGUGUCAUAAUGUCAGAUGUCAGUUGCUGUGCAGAUAAUUGAUCUUCAUAGGCCACGUGCAAUGACAUAAAAUGUCGUCCUUGUUAGUAUUUUGUAUAUAAAGAAUACUAAUGAGGAUGAAAUUUUGAAAUAAAGAAUCUUAAUGAUGCAAGGUAAAAUUUGCUCCUCACUCUCCUGAGACUGAACUCAAAUGCAGCCCCCAGGCUUUUUUGUUUGACAGUGUUUUACCAAUGAUGGAUUUUAGCAGACGUGAUAGGUUGUUGCGCUCAUGAACUACUUACGAUUUUCUGUAACAUUGUCUUAUAUUUGUAUGCAGUGUUAUGUCUUUAAUUUAUAAUCUAUCAUUUGAUCUUUUAUUUGAUUUGAAUUUUGCUAUUGUUUGCCAGAUUGUAUAUCCCAGUGAUGGUGUUCCACUUAAGGAAAUGAUGGGCCUAGAAGAUUUUCUCCAAAAACUCAAGUUGCAUCUCAUGGAGAAAGUAAUUUACACCAAGGCCAAUAGUGAUUUGAUUAUUAACAGUGAAGAACUGCCACCGGUUAUUGCCCCAGUCCUCUGUGGCUUAGUGGUGUACAACUCGGAGAAUGACAAGGAAAGUGUUUUCUUGAAGAACUCUGUGGCAUCAGGUAACUACGCUGUAGGUGGCACGCAGGACUGUUACAUUUCAGUGAAAAAAUAUUUUGGGUACUCUUUAGAAUGUAGCUUUUGAAAUGCAGACAAUGAUCAGCUGAAAUUAGGGUGAGAAUUAAGAAUGAAAAAAGCUAUAGAUCUUGUAUUUAGAUAGAGCAUUUACAAGCACAAUUCAAUGCUGCAACUACAUAUAAUAUUAUAUUAUUUUAAAUAUUAUGGUACACCAAUACGGCUUAAAUCAUCAUAUUUAAUUUGUACCUUUUUUUUGUUUUUUUUGACUCUUUCGCCGACUUAGUUUUUGGUUUUGGAACCUUUUUGUGGUUAUCCUUUUCUAUCUUCUGACAAAUUUUGUUGCUUUUUAGAAUGUUAUGGCAUACUAUGGUACUAUAAAGAAUAUUCUGGACUGUUCAGUAUAGUAAAUUAUUGAUGUGUUUGCAUGCUUUCCUAAUAAACAUGUCGAUUUUAUCAUUGCUUCUAGGUGACCCUGCAAUCCUUCAUAAGGAAAUCAAAGAAAAGAACUUGAACAUGGCCAGAAUUCAGGAUUGUGCUGUUGACGAAUUGAAGGAGUUGUGUUCGCGUAACAACAUUCCUGUAUCUGGCAAGUCAAAGGUAAUACCUUUGAAGUUCAUUUGUCCUGAGCACUAAAAUGUUCUUGAGAAAUAGUAUUGUACAUGUAUUUUAAAGUACAUUAGUAUGACUGAUUCUUUCAUCAUGGUAGGUUUCCAUCCAAACAGAUGUAAAUGUUGGUCCUUUUUUGAAUAAAUCUGUACUUAUAGCAUCUUACUUGUACUUUCAUCUAUUUGUUGUGGUAAUUUCAUUAAAUGGGCGUUUUUAAGCAUGUUGAGAAAAAGUUUUAUUUUUUUUGCACUGUAUACGUUACGUGUUCUGUCAUUUUCCCUAGGUAAAAUUGUGCACUGAUCUUCAAGCUCUUUACAGUUCCAUGCUUGUUGGAUUGUGUCCCUGCCAUGGUUUCACUGAAGUACCUGGACAUACUGGAGGGUUUUACCAUCUGGUUUGCCGUCACGGUGUAAGUGUAUAUUAUGUGCUCUCUUUUUUGUCUCUUUUUAAAGGAUGUUGAACAGUUCUAUUCCAUUUCUUCUUCAGCGUACAGUUGCCUCAAAGUUUUUAACCCUUACGGAGUCCGUACGUGAUGCCGCCGAUUUAUAUAUGUCCCUGAAGUAUCCACCAAUUGUUUUCAUUUGUGAUUCUCCAUGUGGAAUGGUGCGUCAUCUUGAAUGUAGAGCGCCACAUCUAUGUGAAGCACUUUGGGGAGAAAAUUCAGGAUGUUUUGAAAAACCCGAGUAUGCCAAGAAACCUGCAGAGGUAUGUAUUAAUUUGUGUAACUAACUCAUGUUAUGGUUCUUUUGAGUUGACCUGUAUUUAUCAUAACAUGUAUCUUGUGCCAAAUGGAGACAAUGAAGGCCUGAAAGUGCCAAACUUCGGAUAAUCACCUUGUUAGAGGUGCAGAAAUCACUUAAAUAUCUGUCGUGAAAUAAACACCUUUGACUGUUAAUAUCCCUCUAUUCUCGAAUUUCAUCGUUGUUUAUUUGUUUAUCUAGGCAUAAAGGAUUCUGCAGUUAUAUAAAAGUAACACGUUGUUUUCAUCCCUUGAAUUGAAUAGUCCCUCCCAUCGGACAUAUAGCAACAAUUGCAAAGUGGAGUGCUAUGUUUGAUAAUAAACCAUAUUUUUUUUCCAGGAAGUUGAUUGCCCUUUUAUUGUGCCAGCCGAGUACCGUUCCAGUUAUUUCCCAGAGGUUUCUGAUGAUCUUGGUGAAAUGGAGCAUCCAGUUUCACGUUGCUCACAACGAUUUAUCUUGGGGGACAGAUUCCACAAUUCCACCAAGCCACAUAAGUCGCCUCUUUGCUUGUUUCACAAUAUUGAUCUGUGCAAACAGAGCACUACCAUUAAAACAAGCUACCAAGAGUCAGAAAAUUUUAGAAAGAACAUGAAGCGUCUGCGCAGCUCCACUCUUCAAGGCUUUGGACUUCAUUUUUGUUUUAAUUUCCUGAUGGACUACUACCAGAAUGAGGCAAUUGUGAUGCAGCAAGAAUGCCUUUUGUCCAAGCAACUAAAAGAGGGUCAGCAGUUAGUGAGAGACAAAUACCAUAGAUUUACUGUAGUGAACAGUGUUCCUUCAUAA